This is a messenger RNA of Anopheles bellator, 3760 nucleotides long. Its product is annotated as homeobox protein abdominal-A homolog. Gene Ontology annotation, molecular function: RNA polymerase II cis-regulatory region sequence-specific DNA binding; DNA-binding transcription factor activity, RNA polymerase II-specific. Bases 393 to 1352 code for a protein of 319 amino acids. The transcript has 9 exons. Gene Ontology annotation, biological process: anterior/posterior pattern specification; negative regulation of transcription by RNA polymerase II. The record is from RefSeq and is a predicted model, not a curated record. NCBI's taxonomy places the organism in Eukaryota, Metazoa, Arthropoda, Insecta, Diptera, Culicidae. Gene Ontology annotation, cellular component: nucleus.
CAACUUCGGACUUCUACGAUCGAAUUUUUAUUAUUAUAAUAUUAAUAACAGUAAAAAUAAAACAACACUCCGGGGUGGGUGGGCAACCGGAGUCGAUGCGAAAAUAAUGCAGAAUAAAACCACAAUACGAUUGUUCGCGGGGUUUGUCAAGAGUGUUAAAAGUGCAUUUAGGUAAACAAUCGCGGUGAUAAAGUGAGAUUGAGUCGUGUGGUCUAGUUAGUGUCUUUCUGUGAUAAGCUAAUGUGAAAUAAAUGUUGCAUCACAAAUUGGUGUUUCAGUGAUAUCAACCUCCUUUUUUGUGGCAUUCUCUUGUGUCACAGACGCCCAAUUCUGAAGGUAGCCCGUUGACAACCGGUAGUGAAGGUAGCCCGAACUCACCACCAACCAGCAAAAUGUAUCCUUUUGUAUCGAACCAUCCGACUACACACACUAGUUACUCGACGAUGCCCGGGUUUUCCGGUCUGGACGACAAGUCUUGCAGCAGUAGGUACACCGACAGUGUGAUGAAUAGUUAUCCGCCCAUGGGUGUCCCUGGCAGUGCCAGCAUUGCACAGUUUUAUCAGCAAGCAGCAGCUGUUUCAGCCGCAUCCGCCGGGGUCGGUGUUGACUCGUUGGGAUCCGCCUGUUCGCAGCUUUCUUCUUCCGUCGGCGGUGGACAGACUGGACUACCGGAUAUUACAAGGCAUCCGUGGCUAGUGACUGCAUCGCAAUCAGCUCUGCAGAAAUUUGCCAGCACAGAUUGGAUGAGCAAUCCCUUCGAUCGCGUGGUGUGUGGUGAUUUUGCUGGUCCGAAUGGAUGUCCUCGUCGGCGUGGACGCCAAACAUACACGCGCUUUCAGACGCUUGAGCUCGAAAAGGAAUUUCAUUUCAACCACUAUCUAACCCGGCGACGUAGAAUAGAAAUCGCUCACGCACUGUGCCUCACCGAGCGGCAGAUCAAAAUCUGGUUCCAGAAUCGCCGGAUGAAGUUGAAAAAGGAACUGCGUGCGGUCAAGGAGAUAAAUGAGCAGGCUCGUCGCGAGCGCGAAGAACAAGACAAGAUGAAGAACGAAUCACUAAAGUCCGCCCAGCAUCACAGCCAAAAGCAGAGCCAACAAGAGCAUGCCAUCGUUGGCUCGCAACAGUCAAGUAAUGGCACGGGAGCUGGUGGCGGUGGUAGUGGUGCAGGCAAUGGUGGGGGCACUGGAAGUCUAGGGAGCCAUUUACACCACCCUUCGAUCGUCGCGCAAAACGAUCUCAAGCUUGGAUUGGGCGGCAUGGGCGUCGGCGUGGGAGGGAAUCUCAGUAUGAUGGGAGGUCUGGAUAAUAAAACGAAUCAAGACAUCCUGAAAGCACGCAAACAUGAGUAUUAGAAGAUAAUUUGUUUUAUCUUAAUAAAUUGAGCAACACAUGAGCACAAAGGCGCACUCCCAUCACUACUUUACUUUGCUCGGUUGGAGCUACAAUGACGAUACUCAUCUCUACUGCCGCCGUUCCCGGACAUCAUUUGGCGAAGAAACCUCGUACGAUUGUCAUCCCAUUGAAACUGCAAACAUCUUCAUACUCGGAAGCGAUACUAUUUACUGAUUGAGGAAACUCAAUCGGUAUCAUCAACGGCCACUGAUUCAGUUGUCACGAGCAGAAAAAAGAAGCUGGCAAAAAAGGCAAUAGCUAAAAGUUUUUGUUUUAUUUGAAAAUGUAAUACAUCGUUAUCUUUUGUUACUAUUUUGUUACUGAAGUUCAACUUAGAACGAUAAAAAAUAACUUUCGGGCGAGCAUGAAGGAGCGGAACUGAAAAACAAGAGGGGAAUAAUGGUAAACGUUGACAUACAUACGCUCGUGUUAGUGCAAAUCAUACUGUGAAGCUCAGAUAGUUUGAUGCAAACUGAAUAGUAAACCAAACAUCCCACACGCGAGGUGUUAGCAAAACGUGAAAAAUAUGAACAAAAUACAAUGCACACAACCAGAGAAAUACGUAACUCCAUGAUAGUGACAUGUUCUUACAGGUUAAAUAACGUAAAAAUUAAAAACAAAAUAACAGGACGUAAUUAGAAAGCAAAAAGUAUGAAAACGAGAAAAAUUAUAACAAAUAUACGUACUAGCUUAUAAGGAUCUAACAACUAGAGAACUUUAUAUACAUAUUUUUCCUCUCGUCUCAGCUUUGAGAAGAUGAAUUAUUGUAUUAUUGAGCAAUCAGAUCGUUUCCUUCUGUCACGUUGUACCCAGUGUUCUUUCCCGUUUUUAAGUUUCAUACUUGGUUUUAUAAAUACACACCUAUUAUAGUAUUUUAGAUAUUACAAUAAUGUAUCCCACUAAGCGAAAAAGCAACCGUAAAACUAAAUCUUUUAUGUAUUAACAAUUUCUAAAUAGUGCUACAAUUAAUUCAUGUAAGAGUGAUCAGUCCUUUCAUUUCGAGAGGGCCAUUAAGGCGCGUAACUGCGGAAUUAUUCAUCUGCAAAAACUUCACCAGUGAGUCCACAUUUCUGAUUGAAUUGUUUAUUUAAAUUGAACGUACUCAAACUAAUCAUUAUUGUUUAAUUCGUUAAGAAACUUUUCCAUUAUAUUGUCUAUUUUAGCAUCCCGUCCUUCAUUUUGGCUCAGAUUUAUAUUUAAGUCUUAUUAGUUAGGUCAAUGAACUUAUUUUGAAAUAAUUAGUAGCAAUAAGUGUAGUCCAGCAAAAGAAAUAUAGCCAUCAAGAAGUCACAAAAACGUACGUAAUCAAUGCUGGUUAAUGAUAUCGAGCAAAACGAUAUCACGCUCGAUCGAUUGUUCUUCACAUACGUAAUUAAAACUGUAAAGAUUUAAUAAUAGAUUAGAAUAUAAAAGCUACAUUACUUCAUCUGUAACUAAAUCCCAUAUUCUGUGAAAACUUGCCUGAAUGUUUCCAAAGUACUGCUAUGACGCACUUUGAAACGAAAACAACCUUGAUUUACACUGUGGACUUAACUUUUCUUUUCUCAUAGGGCCAACAUCAUCAUCAUCGCCAUCCCAUCAAACAUGAACUCCAACAUGCUAAAAAAAUGCUGAAACAGUUUCACUCAAUGGCGGGCAUUUCUUGACUGGGAUACAUUUUGAUUAAAGCAUAAGUAAAAGCAAAUCUGUCCAGUUGUAAGUGUGAGCAACAGUUAUAAAUAUAUUACACAUACCUAUUAAUAGAUUUAUUGUAAUUACUGAUUAUUGUACCAACAAAAACCUAAUGGAAAUUAUAAUAUUGCGGUGGUUCAAAGGGACAUACGACCGAAAAUAAAUGACAUCCACUCGACUGAGGAUGAUACCACCCCUAAAGCCAAAACAUGUUUUCACAUCUACAUUCUGUGACUUUCAUGUAAAUUUUAUAAGAAAGUAAAAUUUAAUUCAUCGCAACACUUCAACAACAUAUCUAAUUCAGUUUCAUUGUUAUUUGUUAAACAUCUCUCUGUUUUGUUCAUUAAUUUCGGUGUUUACGACAUAUUUAAUUGUUUGGCUGCUGAUUCUUUGUAACGGAAUAUAAUAGUUUUUGGCGAGCAUCGGGCGCAUUUUGAAUGGAUGUUUUAAGUAAUUCUAAGUCAAACGCUCGAUCAUUUUUUCAUUAUGCAACAUUUAUUGAAACUUUGUUUCAAACAUUAACUAUAGAGGUCUGUAUGAAAUACGGAAUCGGGGGUUAAAGCCACUGAUUGCUCAUUGGAUGCAUUUCAAACCAAUUAAACUAGGUGUAGCAUGGAAAAUCUUAACUUGUACAUAGUUGCUUUUAAAUAACUUUUAAUUAGUAAGCUCAUAACAUUAAUCGUGAAUGGGAAAUAAC